This is a messenger RNA of Sesamum indicum (sesame), 1004 nucleotides long. It is a transcript of the gene ACYB-2, whose product is annotated as Cytochrome b561/ferric reductase transmembrane protein family. The record is from RefSeq and is a predicted model, not a curated record. Gene Ontology annotation, molecular function: oxidoreductase activity. Lineage: Eukaryota; Viridiplantae; Streptophyta; Magnoliopsida; Lamiales; Pedaliaceae.
AAGAGGAGAUUAUCAUUAAGAAAGACUGGAACUUUGUGGAUCGAUUAGUUAUCUAGUCUGAGUGAAAACUGAAAAACCCAGAAAGGUGUGGAAGAAAGAUGGCGAUAGGGGUGAAGGCUUUGCCCAUUUCUUUUGUUGCCCAUUUUCUGGGGGUUGUAGGAGCGAUUUUGGUGUUGAUUUGGUGCAUUAGCUUCAGAGGUGGUUUGGCGUGGGAAGCUACCAACAAGAAUCUCAUUUUCAAUCUUCAUCCUGUCCUGAUGCUUAUAGGGUUAAUCAUAAUUGGAGGUGAAGCCAUCAUGAGUUACAAAUGCCUGCCGCUAAAGAAGCCAGAGAAGAAACUCAUACAUCUUGUGUUGCACGCUACUGCUCUUAUACUCGGCAUAAUUGGGAUAUACAUGGCAUUCAAAUUUCAUAAUGAAAGCAAUAUUGCCAAUUUAUACAGUUUACACUCUUGGCUUGGUAUUGGUGUUAUCGUUCUCUAUGGCAUUCAGUGGAUUUACGGUUUCCUGGUUUUCUUCUUUCCUGGAGGAACAACAGCAAUUAGAAGCGAGUCACUCCCAUGGCAUGUGCUCUUCGGUAUCUUUGUGUAUGUCUUAGCUGUUGGCACAGCUACACUGGGAUACCUUGAAAAGCUAACAUUCCUUGAAAACUCCGGCCUUGCAAAAUACGGCUCAGAGGCAUUCCUCGUCAAUUUCACUGCCAUAAUCACAAUCUUAUUCGGGACCUUUGUCAUCCUAACUAUUCUCUCUCAGGCCCCUCCAGAAGAUGAAUAUAGUUACUCAGCUAUAUAACGGUGCUGGUGUCUACUACAGUUCUCUUGUUUUAGGUCUAAGCUACUUUCCACUUUCCUUUAUCCUAUUCAGGUUGGAUGGAUCAGUUAGAGCUCCAUGAAGUAGAUAUCUGCUAUGUGUGUGUUCAUAAAUUUACCUAUAUUGGAAUUGUUAAUUCAUGAUAAAGGAGCGAGGUGCAUAUGUUAUUACUGUAUAUAUCAUAUACUUCAACCA